This is a messenger RNA of Prorocentrum cordatum, 4437 nucleotides long. The record is from the annotation of a GenBank genome assembly. NCBI's taxonomy places the organism in Eukaryota, Dinophyceae, Prorocentrales, Prorocentraceae.
AUGCCAGAGAAGUGGCAGUCCUCGGCGCAGACGCAGGGAGCUUGGAAGAAACACAAGCACUGGAACUGGCAGGGGGAGGAGGGCGCGGACUUGAAACGGCAGAAGUGUUGGCAAAAGGAGCCCGACACAGAGGAGCGAGGCCGCGAGCAGAUGUCGGGGAACCGAGCGGAAGAGCAGGGGUGGCAAACGGCCGGAGACCGGGAGCUGGGCCAGACGGAGUGCGGCCGCGAGAAGAAACUGGAGCAGAGCGCGCAGGAGGUGCAGCGGCAGACGGAACCAGAGCCGGGGCUCAAGCAAGAGGGCCGCGGCCCCGAGCAGGACUCGCCCGACACGGAGAAGAACGAGGGCCAAACGGACACCGUCGACAAGGGGAGAAAGGAGCGGGACCCGUACGACCGCGAUGCCCGGGGGGAGGCCGAUUCCGACGCCGAGGUGCAGUCGUGGCUCGACGAGGCGGCAUGGAUGCAGAGCAGGACGAAGAACGGGCAUCUCGUCUGGUUUCACAUCGACAUGCAGGAAUCGCUCUGGCAGAAGCCCACCGCUGCAGAGCUCGCCGAGCAGAAAACGAAGGGCGAAAUCGUCGUGGAGGCGGCGAAAGGGGCGGCCCUGGCGGGGCGCGUCGGCGUGAGCGAGCAGGAGGUGAAGGACCAGUGCGCUGUUCUGCAGGGGGUGGCGACGCGCAGGGAGCUGCGGCAGAACCAGCGACGUCAGAAGUUGCUCGGGAUCUGCGAUGCGAUUUACGACGCAGUGGGCGACUUCUACCACUCCGAGGAGGCGCUGGGGCGAACGGCCUCGCAGGCGAUGUUAUGCCUGUCUGCGCGGGCGUCCCACCGCGAGUUCCCCAUGCGGCCUGUCUAUCCUGGCCGCUUUCUUUCAGCGUUGCUGGGCGACUGGAACCAGGUGGCGCCCAGCGAACUCCAUGCUCUGUCUGGGCGGGUGUACUUCGGGGCCCUUGUGAUCUUGGAGGAGGCCUGCCACUUCUUGAAGAUGGUCGGCCUCAUUCCGGCGCGGAAUGGGGAAGGUGGGGAUUCGAGCGGAUCGCCCGGGGAUGCUGCCUCGGAGUUCAACAAGUUGAUGCAGACGGGCCACGCUUCCAUGACCGCGAAAAGCGCGGGGGCAUUCGGGCAGGAUGUCUCGCAGACGGUGUCCAUUGGCAUCGGGGGCAACGGGCGCCCCGCCAUCGUCGUGCCCAUGCUGCGGGGCACCCUCGGCAUCGACGCAGUGGCCACCGACCCCGCGGUGGCUGCGCGCGUGCUCCGGGCCGCGCCAGCGCGCGAGACGCAGGCGGAUUCAGAGGCAGAGGGCGACGCGGACGCAGAGUUCGAACCAGACUACCGCGGCUACUCCGUGAGGUUGGUGGACGGAAGGGCAACUCGGCUCCAGGCCGCGAACAGGGGCGUGCCGGUGAAAGAGGGCGUGGACUUGAAGUCGAUGGCGGCCCGCGUCCUGACGCAUCUCUCGCAGCCCCGCGCUGUAGUCCCGUGGUCGGGCGCCGCCCGCCUGACCUUCAAGGGCCUCCAGGCCGUGCGCGACGCCCAGUGCGCAGUGCUGCGCGGGGGGCGGCGCCAGGGGAACGCCGCCAUGUAUGGCGCGAGCCCGUGGUUGCUCGGGAUGAUCGCCGUCGCCCUGGUUGUCCUGGAGAUUGCCGUGGGCGAAUGGGUGUGCGGAGCCCGUGACGCGAUUAAGGAUCCGGCAAGUGGGCGGAUGAACGCGACGGCCUUCUGGCUGCGCCGCUGGAAGGCCGUGGUGCGCGCCGGGCUGGGAAAGUGCCAGAUCGGCAGGUGCGAUGACGGCGUGGGCGCGGCCGAGCGGCCGGGCGCGCCGCGGAUCCACGCGGCCUUGCCCGCGGUGGGGGAUGGCCCGAGCAAGGCGACUGGGUGCCACAACCGUUUAAUGAUGCUGUGCGAGGUGGCCCUCCAGACGCACUCGGGCGCCAUCGAGGCGAGGGGUGGUCGCGAGAGGAAGAUGGGGGACAGGGGCUCGGCCGGCGGGGCGGUCCCGAGCAGGGCGAUGAUUUCCGCGGCCUGCGGCGCGGGCGGCGGCGCGCCUGCCGGUGCAGCGGGCUUCGGGCAGCAGCGCGCCGCGCCCUCGGAGCAGCCCAGGCAUCUUUCAUAUCGCUCGGCCGCCGCCGCCCUGGCUCAAGGCCACGCCGCCCUAUCUGCCUACGUGGCUGGCUCCGCCUGCUGCGUACUGUUUGCGGCGCUAGUCAGGUUGAUCUGUGGCGGCGCGCCGGGGCCCGAGACGGGGCGGCACACGCCCGCCAAGGCGCCGCCGGCGGCCCCCGGGCCCGGCGCCGCGUCCGCAGAUUGCCCCCGGCCGCCGCCCGCGACCGGGCCCGCGGUGCCCCCUCCUUCAUUGGCGUACGCGUCUACGACUGCAACCAGCGCAGCUGUGAGCGCCAGUCCGGACAGAAGCCCGCUGGCGUCGACGCCGGACUCGCUGCAGGAGAUCAAGGAUCGCUUGCUCCAGGAGGCCAGGGCGCGUGCCGCAAGGCACGAGCUCCAGAGCCGCGCCGGCGCCGGCGGAAGCGACGCUGGUGGUCCCCCCGGCGGCGGCGGCCCGGCCAGCGCCGCCAGCAACCCGCCGCGAAGCCCCUCGCAGGAUUCCGCGGCGUCGCUGGCGACGUCGCUGAUGAGCCUGCCCCGCCAGGUGCCACCGCCGGCGGGCGGCCUGCUCCCGGGCUCCCCGCCCCGGGCGGGCGGCGGCGAGGCGCUGGAGGGCGAGCUCGCCCGCGUCGUGCGGCAGAUGGAGGUGCACCGGCGGCAGAUCCAGGCGCAUCAGCUCCAGCUGACCGCGCUGGAGCGAAGGCACGCGGAGAUCGUCUCCGCGCUCUCGGCGCAGGGGUUGGGCGGCCGCAGCAGCCCCGGAAGCGCCGCCGGCCAGGAGUACGGGCAGAGCGACCGGGAGCCGUCGCCGCUGCCUGGUGCGCAGGCGGAUGGCAGCAGCUACGACUUCAGGCUCGCCAUGGAGGCGGCGGCGGCAAGGCUGGGCCUCCGGGCCUCGUCCCUGCGCGGCUCGCGCCCGGCCAGCGAGGUGUCCGGCUUCAGCGCGAACUCGGCCCCGCCCGCGGUGCAGAGGUGGUCCGGCGGCGACGCCGGGCUGCGGAUGCCCGGGAGCCCCGCGGGCAGCGCGUGGUCAGGCGGCGGCGCCGCCGCUCUGCGCGGGCCCGGGCCCCGGCGCAGCGUGGCCCACGAGACCUCGAGCGGGCCCGUCGCGCCUCCGCUCGCGGCCCUGCGCCCGCCGCGCCCCCGCGGCGCCGAGCCCGCGCGCCCGCUCGCGGCCGCGGCUGUCUGGGAGCGCGGCGUGGGCACCCUGCUGGCUCUCGCGGUGCCCGGCCUCAGGACGCCGUGCGCGGGCAGCAGGAGCCUCGCGACGGCGAGCGGCCUCAGCAGCGGCGCUCUCAGGGCGCGGGCGGGCGGGGAGCACGGCAUCGGCACGGGCGGCUUGCUGAGUCUGACGAUGCCCCUGCUCGGGUCGCUGAGGCCCUCGAACGGGAUGUGCCGGCAGCAGCCGUUUUGCUUGUGCAGGGGCUCCGAGUGCGAGGACGAGGCGUGCUGCUCGUUGCCCCACCGAGUCCGUUCGUCUGGGGUCGCGCUCGGCAAGAUGGGUUGUAAGUUCCGCCAGGCUCACGCGCUCCACUACCGGAGAAGCUCUGGCCUCACCUCCUGCAGCACUUGCGGCAAGUCGUGCACGACAGGCCUCCGGCAGUUCGUGAAGGCGAAGUUCGGGGCGUCUCAGAUAUUGAGCAGAAGACCCUGGUGCGAUCCGGAGUGCUUCGACGCUCGCGGCACGCCGGGGCCGGGCAUUGCCCUGGACGAGGGCGUCGAUGGGUGCGGCCGCUCCUACGCCGUGGCCGCGGGCGUUCUCAGGCGUGCGGGCUCCGAGGUCUCCGUCGAGAACCUCCGCAAGAGGUACCUGCCGCGGCCGGGCGACCUGGUUGUGGGCACGGUGCUGCAGCGGAUGGGCGAGGUCUACAAGGUGGACGUCCGCGCCCCGUCGCCGGCGUGGCUGCCGGCCAACGCCUUCAACGCGGCCACGCGCCGCAACCGGCCGCUCCUCGAGGCAGGCGCGCUGGUCCACGCGCGGGUGGAGACCGCGCACCCGGACCUCGACACGGAGCUCUCCUGCGUGGACCCCGACACGAAGAAGUCCUGGACCACAGGCGAGGUCGUGCUCGGGCCCCUGCAGGGCGGCCUCGUCUUCGAGGUGGCGCCCAGUGCGGCCGGGCGCCUCCUCGCCGAGGACUGCUUCGUGCUGGACCGGCUAGGUCGGGAGUUCGCGUACGAGAUCUGCGUGGGCCAGAACGGGCGCGCCUGGCUGAGCGCCCCCACGGCGCGCGAGGCGGUGCUGUUGCUGCAGGCGAUCAAGCGCUCCUUUGGCAUGACGGACGUGCAGGUGGAGGCAAUGGUCACCAAGAUUGUGCAGAUCAGCUCCUGA